Tuber aestivum (summer truffle) is the source of this 743-nucleotide messenger RNA. The record is from the annotation of a GenBank genome assembly. Lineage: Eukaryota; Fungi; Ascomycota; Pezizomycetes; Pezizales; Tuberaceae.
GGCCAUCCGCUCGAUCGCAGAACCAGGAAACCAGCAGCUAUCGGUCAAGCAUGAAGGUUCAAUCUAUUGCAGUUUUUGUCGCCGCGGUCUUUAUGGGAUUCGCUCUGGCAUCUCCGGUCCCAGGGGCGGAGCCUGGUCCCCCAGUUGAUCGAGUUCCUUGCGGAUGCACAAAUGCUUGCAUUAUUGCCUGUGGAGACAAGCCGAAUUGCAAUUGUCCCAAAUUUUGCGGUAUAUCCCUUUUCUCUCUCCAAUAUUUCUGGCGUGGUUUGACUGACUGAGAGACAGACCUGAAAUAUGCCUGCCCCACAACAACGACCGUGGAACCAACACCGUAUCCAACACCGAGUUUUCCCCCAGGAACUACCUGUGGAUGUCAUAACUCUUGCACACUCUAUGGAUGCGGACCGGAUAUUCCGAAGGAUCAGUGUGUUUGCCCGCAAUUUUGCGGUUCGUGCAGUCCUAACACCCCACCGCCUAUUAGCCAAGUCUAAUCUAGUAUAGACCCCAUCUAUGAAUGCCCGACAACAACCACCACCACUACCAAACCGACGCCAACUUUCACCUGCGGCUGCACGAAUUCUUGUAAGAUUGCUUGCGGUGGAAAGCCAGGGUGCAUUUGCCCUGAGUAUUGCGGUAAGUAGCCCUCUCGAGAUUGAGCGAUGAUGAAGAAUCCUAAUAUCCAUUGUGUAUAGAUCCGAAGUAUGAGUGCAAGACGACUGUUUGAGUUAGAUGUAAUUAGUUCU